This is a messenger RNA of Stylophora pistillata, 1271 nucleotides long. Its product is annotated as TNF receptor-associated factor 6. Lineage: Eukaryota; Metazoa; Cnidaria; Anthozoa; Scleractinia; Pocilloporidae. Gene Ontology annotation, cellular component: plasma membrane signaling receptor complex. The record is from RefSeq and is a predicted model, not a curated record. Gene Ontology annotation, biological process: regulation of apoptotic process; signal transduction; regulation of canonical NF-kappaB signal transduction. Gene Ontology annotation, molecular function: zinc ion binding; ubiquitin protein ligase binding; tumor necrosis factor receptor binding.
UCUGUCCAAAUGGCGGAAGCUCCAGGAAAUGAAAACCCUUUGGGUUAUGACGAGGACUUUGUGAAUAGAGUCGAAGACGAUUUCCUUUGUGAAAUUUGCCAUCUGCCACUUAGGGACCCACUUCAAGCGAAAUGCGGUCACAGAUUCUGUAAGGGGUGUCUUGAGGAACAUUUUAGAAGGCUGGAGAACGAUGGCCAGCCUUCAACUUGCCCCGUGGAUAGAGACGCUUUAGACAGAGACAAGCCGGAUGUCUUCGCAGAUAAAGCGGUAGAACGACAAAUACUUUUCUUUGUUAUUAAAUGUCCUUGUGACGGUUGCCAAUGGACUGGGAGACUGAGGAACAAAGAGGAUCAUAUUGGGACGUGCUUGAAGUACCCGGUCACCUGUCCUAACAGCUGUGGUCUGUCAAUUCCAAGGGAACUGGAAAAAGUACUCAAAGACAAAAAGAAAGUUUUAGAAAGGGAAAACGGAACUUUUCUCUGGGUGAUUCAUGAUUUUAAUGAAGUGUUCAAACAAUCCAAGGCCGGAAUUAAACAAACAGUAGAAAGUGUGAUUCCCCACACAGCAACCUAUGGCUAUAAUUUAAAAGUAAGAGUUAAUUCCAAUGGCGAGGGAUCUGGCAGUAAUACUCACCUUUCGGUAUUCAUUGUUGUAACGAAAGGUGAAUAUGACGCCAUAUUAACCUGGCCCUUUAAGAAGAAAGUGCAAUUAACACUGAUUGAUCAACAGGAAGAUGAAGAUAAACGGGAAAAUGUUAGUAAACUACUUAAUCCGGAACGCGCCUUGACUUACUUUUCUAGGCCCAAAGAGAAGAACUUAGUAUGUGGCCUUCCAAAGUUCAUAACUCACGAGAGGCUCAAUUCAAGGAAGUACCUAGUAAACGAUACUCUAUUAAUACGAGUUGAGAUUCAAGAACCUCGCAAAUGACUUCUUGGUCACGAUUUUUGGACCAAAAGUCUUUUUUAAAGGAUUAUUUAGUUGAUUAUCAUAACUGUAGGAAACUUCCUUGGUGAAUAAUGGAAAGCUUGCUUUAUGAUCUAACGUUUGCCAUUUAAAACUCAAUUUGAUGCUUUUUUUUAGAUUUCAAUGAAAUUAUUUUAAGACAGCUAUGGUUUUUACGGGUUUAAACUGUUUUUGUGUGAUAAGUGGAACCGGAAAUUAAAUAAAGUUUACUCAAUUGUGGAGCGCACCAUAUAAAUGCUUCGGAAUAAGCUUUGUAUACUAACGACAAGGUGCUAAGCUGUAUUAAAGAUGUACAACGUCUCUUUGGA